GUGAAGACGGUAUUUUCGAGUGAACAAAUUAUUAAACGUUAAAAAAUGGCUACUUAUUUUGGAGAGGUUGUAUUCCCAUCAUCUCGGGCAUUUUGGGAUGAAAAUGAGGGAGAGGAAUUAACUGAUGAAUUGCAAGAACUGCAAAUUAAUAUUAAUUGGCUAAAGGAUAAACCUAUAUCUAUGAAGAAGCUUAUACUAGUAGAAGGGGAAAUAAUAAUUGGUACUGACAUGAAAAAUUUCUUAAAAGAGGGUUUAUGUCAUGAUGCUAAAAAAAUAUGUACUAUUCAAGAUGAGUGUAAUAAGGAACUUGCCGUAAUAUAUCAAGUUAAUGAAGAUCUUUAUGUCUGUAUUAUAGCACGCAAUUUCGAUACAAAACUUGCAGGUGAAUUUGUAAUAAAGAUAAGCGACAUUUUGUCCAUUUCAAAAAGUAUAUAUUUAAUAACUUGGAGACACGUAUCACAAUAUAAAAGUGCAAACAUACCAAAUGUACCUUCUUUUCUACGAUGCUUAUAUACAAAGAAUGCAAGUGAUCUGUGCAAGUCACACAAAGAAAUCUUAGAAAAGCCAAAUAUUAUAUAUGGAGUUGCGGCAGGAAUUUUAUCUUUUGCUCAAAUGAUGGAAUACCAGUCUGUUCUUUAUGUUUUAUAUACAGACAGUUUCGUGUUAGAUUCCUUAGCUGCAGAACCCCUUAUCGAAAUAUUCGCAGAAAUAAGUAAUCAAGAUCUACACAAUAUUACAUUUAUUGGGAAGAGCUUUUUUAAUAAAGGAAAUCUUUACAUAUAAAAUAUUGAUUUAUCAUUUUCAUUUUCUCAAAGGAAUUCCCAUAAAUCGUUUAUUCCUAUAAACAUAUAAAUUUAUAUUAAACGUAAAAUUUGAAAAGUAUAUAGAAAUAGUAGCAAUAAUACUGCUAUAUUUACAAUAUUUAUAAGAACUAAAUUAUUAUGAUAUCUACAACUCUAACAUAAAUUAUAAAAUAUUUUUUAAUUAAUAAAGUAAUUUUUAAUUAAUAAAUAGUAAUUAUAUGUUAAGGUUGUGGUGGAUAAUAGGUACGUUGAGUAGUAGCAGGUGGUACCAAAGCAUUAGGUGCAAAAUACGAUGCAUUCGUUGGAUAAGGAUAAGGCUGAAAUGGUUGAGCUGCAUUCGGACCAGGAGGUGUAGGCCGAAUAGGGGUAGAUGAAUUAAUAUGGUGCAUUGUUGGCACAAUAUGAUUUAUAGUAUUUACAGGAGGAGGAGGUACAGAAACAUUUGCUGGUGGAAAUACUGGUGGAUAAGUUGUACUGCCUGGAGCAAAAUUUGUAGGAUAUGUUGGAAAAUGUGUCGGUGCAUCUACGGGUUUGAUACCAUCUGUAGUAUCUGCAGCUGUACAACCAUUUGCAGCAACUGUAGUUACUUCGAUUUUAGAGGCUUUUCCAGGAGUCACUAAAAUAAAAAAUUUUAAUUUAUUAUUGUUAUAAAAAAAACAAUUUUUGUAUUUAUUCUAUAUUUUAUUUACCAUUUGGUGUAUUUGAUGCAGAGUCUACUAUAGGAGGUGGAGCAGUUCUCUCUCUAUUUUGUUCAUUAGAUGGUAUUACAGGCGGAGAAUCAGGGGGUUUGGUAUUAUUUGCUUGAGAAUAUAAAUCUAAUACUUGAUGACAAAUAUCUGUAAAUACGUAUUAUUAAUAUAACUGUAUAAUACUAAAUCGAUAAUUAAUUUAACAUAUAAAUAUAUUUCAAAUAGAUACCUUCUAAAAGAUCCAUAGUUACAUCCUCAACAAACAUAUCCCACCAACGUAAAUGUUUGGGUUGUCUUCCAUUCCAAUCUAAUACUUCAAAUUUGCUUAAUUUUCCUGCUAAGUACAUGAGAGCAACUGCUAUUAUUUCUGGUUCCCAUUGGAGAGAUAAUGUUGUACAUAAACUGUAAAUUAAAAAAAAAAAAUAGAAAGAAGAAGUGAGUUACUACAAUUCUAUUUAUACGGAUUUAUGAAAAUACUUAUUAUACCUAUCAUUGACAAAUGUCCAAGCCAUCUGAACCAUUUUUUGUAAUUUAUUCUUGUCACCUGUAAAUAAAAUAAUUUUUAAGAAUAUUUGCAAUUAAUUAAAAUACAUUUAACUUUGCUAAAUUAUACCUUUAAGACAUUUUGCAUAUUUCAACAGGUAACUAUAUGGAUGCUCUACUUGCAAGUCAAAUUUAAUUGUCUGCAAUAAUAUCCUUUCUAUAGUCAUUACUUCUUCCUGUAAUGAAGAAACAAUAAAUGAUAAUAAAUAUUCAUAAAAUAUUAUAAACAUCUUAUUAGGUGAUAAGAUUAGAUAAUUAUUGGAAAAUAAUUUAUAAGCUUGAACGCUUUUUGUACCUUAGGAUCUUCUCCAAAUGUCAUAAAUUUUUGUUCAGUUAAUAAAGUUUUUGCUGUUCUUAUAAUA
Molecule: messenger RNA, 2397 nt
Organism: Vespa velutina
Lineage: Eukaryota; Metazoa; Arthropoda; Insecta; Hymenoptera; Vespidae
Gene: PSMG1
Product: proteasome assembly chaperone 1
Exons: 5
Coding region: 46-783 (245 amino acids)
Biological process (GO): proteasome core complex assembly
Cellular component (GO): endoplasmic reticulum
Molecular function (GO): proteasome binding
Source: RefSeq, a predicted model, not a curated record